AUGGAACAAACCCAUCCAUCGCGCGCUCCUUUGGAACAGCUUCAAGUGUUGUGGAGUCGACCAAUGUGUCUACGCCAAGCGUUCCAGGAUUGGCUCCGUGAAUGUAUGCUUCUACGUGAACGACUUAAUCAUCUCUGUGAAGACACGGGAGGCGAUCCUUGGAACGCCCAUGACCAAGUAGACAAGGUACAUCGACGACGUUGUGGAACGGUUCAACCAGCAGGACGCAAAGCCAGUGGAGAACCCAUGUACGUCAAGCGUGAAGCUGUCGAAAGACCUUUGUGUUACUGCCCGAUGCAGACCCGGCAUCAAGAACAAGGCCACCGCGCAGUAGCGUGGAUAAACACUCUAAGGAAGGACGGAGCUCCGGUGAGCGCCACAAUGCUGGAGCUACAAGCUAAGGAGACUGCAACGGACUACCAUGUAUCACCUUUCAUGGCGUCAUGGCAUUGGAGGAAAGGGUUCAUGAAGCGCCAUCGUCUGAGUAUUCGUGCCCGAACUAGACAAGGCCAGGUAUCGCUAUAG
Molecule: messenger RNA, 525 nt
Organism: Phytophthora nicotianae INRA-310
Lineage: Eukaryota; Oomycota; Peronosporomycetes; Peronosporales; Peronosporaceae
Exons: 4
Coding region: 1-525 (174 amino acids)
Source: RefSeq, a predicted model, not a curated record